Bicyclus anynana (squinting bush brown) is the source of this 4583-nucleotide messenger RNA. RefSeq lists its product as uncharacterized. The transcript has 2 exons. NCBI's taxonomy places the organism in Eukaryota, Metazoa, Arthropoda, Insecta, Lepidoptera, Nymphalidae. The record is from RefSeq and is a predicted model, not a curated record. Bases 78 to 470 code for a protein of 130 amino acids.
GUUGAGGUUGACAAAUGACAAUACACAUGUAUGUAGCAGGUACAGUUUUCACUAUAAUAUAAAAUAUUGAAAUAGAAAUGAAUAGAAAACGAAAUAUAAACUACAUCAAGCCUGAAGAUCCACCUUUUUUGAAAAUGUUAAAAAAGGAAGCUGGUUACGAUAAUACCAAUCAUAAAUUCGACAAACUUGACAAUGCUGAGGAGGAUUUUGUCGAUGAUGAUGAUAGCGAACUACCGCAAGUAGUGGUUCUUAAGAAAGGUGACCUAACUGCUGAGGAAGCAGAAGUAGAAAAAGAGAGAAUAAAAAAAGUAGAAUCUGAAACCAAGGCGGACUUAUCCCAGAAAGUUGUAUUUAAAUCAAAAACAUCCAAUAAAACAGACCAAAAAAAGGUUUUACCUAAGAAAAAGCAAGAAAAAAAUAAACAACUUUUAUCUUUUGAUGAUGAUGAAGCUUCUGAUAGUGAUACUUAAGACAAUGAGACAUUGCUAACAUUUGGGUUAUAAUAUGUGUAAUCAUCACAAGCAAUAAUAGAAAAGUGUUGGUAUAAAGCAGUUUUUUGAACCCAGGCAGACUACUGUUAAAACAAUAUAACCAUUGAUCCAAUUGUUAGAGUAAUAUCAAAUGUCCCUGACUAUUUGGAUCAUGGACAAUAGUUGAUAUUUUAAAAAAUUGUAAAGUUUUUUUCAUAUACAUUUAUUUAUUUAUUUAGUCCACUAGUGACUGUUGCAGCAUUUGCAUAACUACAAUCUAAAAAAAAUUAGAUAAAUCAGCAUGAAGGCUAGAGAGCAGCAGACUAGAAGUUGGUUCUUGGCAUAUUCUAGUCUGCUCUCCAAGCUGGACCUUGUCACUUUCCAUAAGACAUGAUAAUUCAAAUCUGUUCAUUGUGAUGUCUAAGUAUGUAACUGUUUAAAAUUUUUCAUGUAAAUAUUUUAAAUAUAUUGUUAAAGACAAGGUGUUGUCUUAUCUAUCAAUCAUAUUGUAAAAAUGUAAGGUAGAUCUUGUUUCUUGCAAAUAAAACUUUUUACUCACUGUGGUCCCUGCAUUAUGGGAAAACAUUUCAAGACAUUUUAUAAUUAACAACUUCACUGACCCCAUACAAAAAAAAAUCGACUGCCCACAUCCAGCAUUUUUCUUGUUCCGUUAGAUUAAAGAAUAUUCACAUUGCCUUAAAAAACAAUAAUUCAUACAAAUAAUAAUUGUUUUCAAUUUAUUUUACUAUUUCGAUUUUUUUGACUCAUUAUGACUCAUGGGCGUGGAAUAAAAUAUUUUCUCUCCCACGUCCAGUGAGUCACGGGCAGGGCCGGACCGUCCAUACGGCGAACGGAGCGGUCGCUCCAGGCGCCAAAUCCUAGGGGGCGCCGAAAUGGUAAAGACAAGAUCUAUAUUUAAAGCGAAGAGAUGAACGCGACGUGCGCGAAUUUACUUCUAAUAGAGGCGUCUUUCUUCACCUAUGGUGCAGGGAGUGCGUUGAUUUUAACCCGGGUAUAUACAGGUAAUAGAGGGCGCUAGGGUGAUGAUUGCACCCGGGCGCUGCGUGAGCUAGAGAGUCUUUACUUAUAGUGCAGGGGGUGCGUUACACCCGGGUGUCGCGAUCUCAGGGGCGCCCAAGCGCCACUCGCCGCGCGGGUUCUAUAGGUACUCGGGGGCGCUAGGGUGAUGAUUGCACGUGAUCGAGAGACGGUAUUGUGCCUGAUUUUCAAUUGGCCUGAGUAUGGUCAAAAUCUUCGCGUUCCAUAAGUUCGUAGCCUAAGUAAACCAGGAAACUACAAAGCUAUAAUUUUUUAGUUAAUUUAUUUUUCAACUUUAUUUAGAGCUCAAUACACUUAUUUUGUAGGCCUGGAAACAUUUCUAUACCAGCUAUUUUUUUUCUUUAAACUCUUAGAAAAUGCAUAGACCACUUUCAUAAAAAUUUUGAACUCGAUAAGUGCUUUUUCUAGCUUCGGAAAUAGAUAAAAGUCUGAUGGAGACGAGACUAGAUCAUAUGAAUAUGGUGGUAAGGUAAGAAUUCUAAAUUAUACUGAUGAAUUUCUGCUAUGCUUUUAACAACAUUUCACACGUUUGUUAAAAGCAUAGCAGAAACUCGCCAAUUAUCCUGAUGAAACAAAACUUUUCUUCUCAAUGAUCAUGGCCAUUUUUCUUUAAUUUGUCCUCUGAAACAUCGCAGCAGAUUUCACUAUUAAGCAGAGUUUAUAUUUACGCCUUUUUUAGUAAUCCACCGUAAUUACAUCCCGCGAAUCUCAAAAAACUAAGGCCAUUACUUUUGCAACACGCAAAACCGCUUCUGCCUUUUUGGAACAUUGGAUCCUGGUCGUGUCUACUUUUUAGACUAUACUUUUGUUUCUGGAGUUAAAGUAAUAUACUCAGGUUUUAACCAUGGUCACAAAACAUACAAAAAAGUAUCUGCCUUAAACAACUCCAAGCAGUUGCGAAAAUUCGUCAGUCGAUCGCGUAUUUGUUCAACUCAAAGAAGCCAAGGCGAUUAUGUGAUGUUUGCCUUCUGUUGAGAUGCCAAUAAUGUCAGCUAUCUUCCUAAAAGUCAAUCUAUCUAUCUAUCUAUACUAUAUACUAUACUAUAAUAAAAGAGUAGAAAUCGAGUGUCUGUACUUUGCCCAAAUUUAACUAAAAUCAAGUUAGGGCAAUUAGAAAUGAGCAAUUGAAUACGAAAACAUUUUUUUUUUAUUUUCUUGUCUGUCUGUCCUUCUGUCUGUAUGUUCGUGCUAUUCUCUGGUUCUACUGGACGAAUUUUGAUGCGGAUUUCACAAAUAGAUUAAGCAUAGUCCAGGACAACAUAUAGGCUUUGUUUCAUUAAGAUCGGAUCUAUAGCAAAAAACGCGCGAACUUUAUUCUGCACUAUAUUGUAAUAGGGCUUCCGACUGUGACCAUGGCUGGGCAUUUUACCCAAGCCCAAAAAACGCGCGGCCUUCGGCCGCGAACUUUAUUCUCAACCGGCCUUCGGCCGGGGGUUUGUAAUAAGGCUUCCGACUGUGACUAUGGCUGGGCAUUUUACCUAAGCGCAAAAAACCGAAGGCCGCGCACUUUAUAGUAUACUACUAUAUCAUAAAAAAGUUUUCAUUAAAUUAAAAGCGAAACAUAACAUCGUAUGUGCUAUCUUCUGAUCAGUUUGAAGGCGGUACCAAGUUAGUGCUGUGUUAAUUAAAGCCGUAUCUGAAAGAAGUUUCUGAAAAUCCAGUUAAAAUCUUUAUGAUUUAAACGGUUUGAAUCGAAUCGAAAUCGUACGGUCGAAUUGAGAAACCUCCUCCUUUUUUUGAAGUCGGUUAAAAAUGUAUGACAUUCCGAUAUACGUUAGGCUACGAACUUUUCAAACGUCCCUAGUAUAUAAUGUUAGGAGCAAACAGAAAAGGCGCCAUAAUUGGAUCUCGCUCCAUUCUAAAAUUUACCUCGGUCCGGCGCUGGUCACGGGUGCACACAUUACUAGUACAAAAAAAAUAGCCGUUGAUAUUCUAUUUCAAGUUGCCGUUAUAAAUUCUAGGUGCAUUCACAAUGAGUUGGCGUCAGAACAUCAGAAAUUGUCUGUUUUGCAAGUCCAAGAACAAUUAGUUUGAUAUUUCCUCGGGCCAGCAGCAACAACUAUAGAAUCCAAUGUGCCCCAAAGACCUUCGCUCUCUCUGACUUCCUGAUCUUCAAGUUCCUCUCUUUCUUCUAGUCUUCAAGAAAUGCCGCUUAAUAUUGUAAAAAAUAUAUUAGUUCGAAAGAGAUGCUCCGGUUGCUAUGCCAAACUAUAAAGUCAAGAGCAAUUAGCUCGUAAAGCCAAACAAGUGCACACAGAGUGCAAAGCAUGCAAAAAACCAUUUUGUUUAGAUUGCUACAAUGAAAAACACGUUCGCUAAAAAAACCUUUUUAAUGUCUUUUACAUUAGUUUUAUUUCAUUCAAAUACAAAAUCUUAUCCUUUACGAAUACUCAUCAUGAUUAUUAUUGCACCCAAUAAAAAAAAAAAUUACGAAUUUUUUUUCACUUCAUUAAAUUUAAGGUUUUUUGCUAUAAGUUCACGUAUUUAUUAUUGGUACAAUAUGCCACGUUCACGACAAAAAUACAGCCCCAAGUUGCACCAACAAAUGACUCGUAUAUGACUCCUGAACUUAUUUCAAAAGGUCCUCAUGAGUCAUAUGUGACUCAUUGGACAGUGAAGUUGUUAAUGUUGCUCUUUUAUAGGUAAAGGUUUCAUAUUUAACAUCACAUGGGCCAUCUGCUUGUUCUAUAAUUGUUCUAUUACAACUAAAAAAAGGUAUUUCAUUUUCACCACACUUUUUGGUUCGCUGACUCAAUAAGUACUACUUCAGUAUUACAAAAAUAAUUCUACUGAUUUAUACAUUUAUGUUUUAGUUGUUGAAACUGAUGAAAAAUGUAAAUUUUGAAACAAAUGUAAAUGUAAAUUUUUAAAAAUAGAAUAAAUGAAAUUAUUAAUAUCAGAAAGUAUAGACAUCUUGUGAUGCUAAUUGAAAUUAACUAAAAUAAUUAUUAAUAAAUUGUAUUUUUAAUUAAUUAAAAGUUGGUAAAGUUAUGAAAUGUAUUUUUAUACUAUGGAAAUGUAAUAUAAUAAAUAAAUGAAAUUAAGUUCAUAAAA